UUACGACGCAAGGAUGAAUUCCGCAGGCUGAAUGGGUUUAAUCGCACAACCGUGCUCUCCGGUCGCCGGUUCCGGCUUCUACACGAAGUCUAUAGCUGGGAGAGCUGACACGAGGCCCCUCAGACCAUCCUGAUCUACUUCACCCCGCCCACGGCUUUCCGCUAUGCCUAGUCUCGUGCUGCAGACGAAUGUGAAGGUGCCCGAUGUCCGAGCAUGGAUCAAGGAGUUCUCCAAGCUUUCUGCCGAAUUCCUGGGAAAGCCCGAAGUGUACAUAUCGGUCAGCUACAACUACGACGAGAACCUCUCUUUCGGGGGCACGUUCGAGCCUGCCUUCCUUCUCACCAUCACGAGCCUUGACAACAUCAAUCCGGAGGUGAACGAGAACUACAGCAAGAUUAUCUUCGACCAUUUCCAAAAGACGCUCGGUACCCCUGGUAAUCGCGGUUACGUAGUUUUCAACGAUCCGGGCCGCGCUUUCAUCGGACAUCAAGGCACGACGUUUGCCACGAUCUUUGGAAAGUAGACAUGGAGUCUAAUUUGACUCUCCGGGCGCCUUACAACGAAGAAGGUUGUCGAUCCGCAGUGAAUGUACUUGGAUUGGAUGAAUCGAUAGUCGUUGCCAAUCAAGCCGCGUAGUAGUGAGUCCAUAUUACUUAGCCGAUAGUGUGUAGUAUAUGCGAAUAUCGCCCCUUCGGUUGCAAACCUCUGCAAACCUUGUCUUAGAGGGUGCGUGGGAUGUUAUCGGC
Punctularia strigosozonata HHB-11173 SS5 is the source of this 746-nucleotide messenger RNA. Its product is annotated as Tautomerase/MIF. Lineage: Eukaryota; Fungi; Basidiomycota; Agaricomycetes; Corticiales; Punctulariaceae. The transcript is spliced from 7 exons. The coding region runs from base 164 to 523 and encodes 119 amino acids. Gene Ontology annotation, molecular function: phenylpyruvate tautomerase activity. The record is from RefSeq and is a predicted model, not a curated record.